Molecule: messenger RNA, 1092 nt
Organism: Rangifer tarandus platyrhynchus (Svalbard reindeer)
Lineage: Eukaryota; Metazoa; Chordata; Mammalia; Artiodactyla; Cervidae
Source: the annotation of a GenBank genome assembly
AUGCGUGUGGGCGGACGGCUGCUGCUGCAGCACCACGUCAGCCCGGGGUUGAGGGUGGAUGGCCUCGGCGGCCGUCUCCUCCUGUCCCCUGGGGCCAGCUGCUCUCAGGGCGCCUUGGGACACCAUGGGAGGGAGGCCCACCCUGGACUCUCCCGGGGGCAACCCCGAGCCGGCAGCUGCCUGGGCAAGGGCCGGUCCUGCAGAGAGCGGAGAAAUGGGGAACACAGGCUGAGCAGAUUGCAGUGGGAGAAAGAGCCUGGGAGGCCCUCCGCCUCUGAGAAGAGCAGCCUCUCGGCUGCUCUGGGCCAGCUUCGGGCCAGCACCCCUGCCCACCCGCUGGCAGCUCCUCGGUCAGGGUGGUCCCAGGUCCCAGCUCCUGCGUCGUGCCCUCUGGGGCCGCCCCCCGCUCCCGGCCCCAUCGCAGCGCUGGGUGUGAGCACGCGCGCGUCCUCGGUCUGCACGGCUGUCCGUCUCCCAGGCGGGCUGGGCUGCAGCCUUCCUCGCCCUCCGUGGCUCCGACCUCCCCACGGGCUUCAUGCCCCCUCGGCCUCGCUGGAGUCGCGCUGUGACUGUCCACUGCCCGCCCCCGAGUGUCACGUGGCGGGGCUUUGCCCGCCGUGCUCACCCCCGGUGCAGACAGCAUCUUGCGGGGCCAUGCUCGACAAGACUCCUCACGAGAAAGAGGAAGGUGGGUCUCCCCGCCUGACCCCCGGGAGCUUUCCCGAGACGGGACCACCCUUCUGGGAGCUAGGGGUGGACACUGCUCCUGGGAGUGAGCUGAGUAAGAUCGCUUCUGCCGCGCCAGCAUGCAUGUGUGGCGCCAGCUGUGAGCGCGGCUCGUGCAGAGGUGCUGGGGUGGCCAGCGAGCCACCAGAUCUCUGCCCUCCUUGGUGCCUGCGCCUCCGGCAUCAGGGCACCCGAGGGCGGCCGGCUCAGUCUCUGGCGUGGACGCAUCUGGGCCCGGCUUGGGGGCCGGGCUUGGCCGCCUCCGUGACGCGGCAACUGUGCGCCUGCCUGUCUGAGCCCCCAUCCGGUGCAGCCUGGGAGAAGCUCAGGGCCUCCUGCAUGGCGGGCCCCAUGCGUGCGGACUAG